AUGCUUAACUCUAUCCUUGUCUGUCAUAUUGGGUGGGAUCGUGGCCGAGAGCAUGCAUACGAGAACAGUCCCGACAAUGUCGACGUUUUGUCGGGCCGCAACUCGAGGCAUGAGAGUGGGCGACAUGGAUUCGCGGUGUGCUGGUUUGAUGGCAGCCCUGUGGUGGGCCUCCCUAUUGGCUCAUCGGGGGCUGAGGACAAAGCUGGCAUGGCGCUGCUCCGUCUGCCACCUGUCCCGAGAUGGAUUCAUUCACCAGGGAAGAGGGGGGCCCAGCCGUUGUGGGGAUGGGAGAUGGGCUCCGGCGGCGUGUUGAGCUGGCAGAAGGGAUGGAAGUGUCGGGAGACCAAUGGAAGGCUGGGAAAGGGCACGGGGGGGUCUUUGGGCUCGACUUCCACAAGGGGCAGCGCAGUCAUGCAUCAUUCACCAAUCUGA
Molecule: messenger RNA, 432 nt
Organism: Gaeumannomyces tritici R3-111a-1
Lineage: Eukaryota; Fungi; Ascomycota; Sordariomycetes; Magnaporthales; Magnaporthaceae
Exons: 1
Coding region: 1-432 (143 amino acids)
Source: RefSeq, a predicted model, not a curated record